GAGAGCCUGCUGGUCAUUGUCAGUUCAUUUGAGCGACGUAGAUCACUUCACCUGGCCACUUGAGUCAACACGCCACAGUCUAAAUGCAAAUUUUGACAACAAAGAUAUCCUUAAUCGAUAUUUUCAGUACAUAACUUGAACAGCAAACUAUAGUGCAUAAUCCAAGGCAAUACGGUCUACUGAUUCAAGUCUCUUAAAGGUGAUAUUCAGAUUUAAAAAAUUGGCCUAGAUUUGAUGCGAUCAAACGUGGUUGAGUACAUUAUGCAAGAUUCAAAAUGGCGACAUUGAUGUUGAUAAUAUAUGUCCUCAUUGCAGUAGUACAAUAUUCGGGUUUGUCUGGUGGGAUCGAAAUGCAGUACUGCACCCCCCGUCCCCAGCUAAUUGCCAUUGAUUCUCCUUACUUUAACUACUUCCCAUAUUUUGUCCAACUUCAUCGCUGCGGGGGGACGUGCUCAGCCGUGAGCCCACGAAUUCAGACCUGCUCAGCGGCUACUACCAAAACGAUAUCAAAGACCGUUUACGACUUGUCAAGAGGAAGUGUAGCGACGGUACUUCAGCUUGUCAAUCAUACAAGCUGUAAUUGCUCUUGUACGCAAAGCCCUGGAAGCUGUGCAAAAGACCUAGAAAUAUGGAAUCCCGACUCAUGUAGUUGUAAGUGCAAAAUACCUGUGGGGCAGUCACAUCCUUGUCCUAUAAACUUCAAGUGGAACCAACAUAUAUGUAAAUGUAUAUGUGACUUGGCACCAAAGGUCUGUGAUGUCGAUAAGGAAUGGAACACAGACUAUUGUGGCUGUUUAUGUAGUCCCGACGCGUUCAAACGUUGUGCCAAACAAAACCAACAAAUAGACAAAGACACGUGUGCGUGUUACAGCGGGUCACCACCUGAUAUCGCCGCUCGUGGAGGAAGUGGAGUCAACAGAAACGUCAUGAUCGGAUGUAUGUUUGCCGAGUUGUUUCUUCUACUUUUAUUGUUUGACGUGUUCCUAUAUUGUCGCUAUGGUCACGGCGUUCUGACGUUCUUGCAGGGGAAAUGUUGUUCAAAGAAGAGACAAGAGCGUCGAGAACCUGUUCCAUUACAAAAGAAUUCUCCCGAAAAAUGUUAACAUCAAUAAAUGGUUGGAAUGGUUGGUUCGCCAUGACCUGAAAGAACAAGCCCUUCAGUAUUCGUUACAAAUUUCUAUUGCGUGAGGAUAAUUCAGUGAAGCCUUGCAUAUCGACUUUGAACAAGAAAAUAUGUUCAAAGGAAUUAUAAUGUAUAAACAUUGAUUACCGAGAUUUUGAAAGUGAAACGAGAAAAGAGGCUUAUAUUUGUGUGAAAAUUGUUCUAUUUGAGCCGGGUUGAUCCCCUCUAUUUAAUUGCCAUAACAGUCUUGUGUGUAACCUGGAAAUAAGGCUAUUUGGUGUGCUAUACGUAUUUAAGUUUUAAUGAAUUAUUACACAUCAUGAAUACAAAUAAAAACAAAUGAAAACAUGAA
This is a messenger RNA of Exaiptasia diaphana, 1475 nucleotides long. RefSeq names its product balbiani ring protein 3. Lineage: Eukaryota; Metazoa; Cnidaria; Anthozoa; Actiniaria; Aiptasiidae. The record is from RefSeq and is a predicted model, not a curated record. Gene Ontology annotation, molecular function: growth factor receptor binding. Gene Ontology annotation, biological process: positive regulation of cell population proliferation; positive regulation of protein autophosphorylation. The transcript has 7 exons. Bases 276 to 1103 code for a protein of 275 amino acids.